AACAAAGCCAAUUCAGCCUAAGAUUUUUAUUCGAUCCACUGUCCUUUUUGUGUGAAUGUUAAAUAUUAUAUUGUUUCAGUUAUAGUCUAGGUGUAAAGAAACAGUAUAUCUGGUACUAAAUUUCCUUGAUAUGUAAUAUAUAAAACUGACAUAAGAGCUGGUCACUGAUGACCUUUGGUCAAUGAGGCAUCUCAUUCACAUAUUAACUUACAAGGUAAGAAUUUAACACUAACUAUACAACACAGCAUACUAGGAGCCAUUACUCAUGACAGUGCUUGUUAUAUUGUAGGCCUGUGUGGCCUGAAAUGGUGACCAAGCAGGACUUUGUUUUAAAGUGAAUUAUGACAUGGACAUUCAAAUAAAUAUAAUGAAUGAAAUACUGGAAACAAAUUUAAUUGUGUGAAAAAUGACAGCCCAAAAGAUCUGUCAGCUCAGGCCUGUCCUCCUGUUUACAUCAUGCCCUGAGGUUUUGGGUGGGAAAUGAAAUCCAAAGCUAGAUAGGUUUCUUUCUGAAUCUACAUUGAUUGUCUUAUUGUCAUAUCAUCUUUGCUAUAAGAAUAAUUCUAGCUGGGAACAUAAUUACACAGUUGUUCUCUGAUUCUUUGCAGGAAAAAAAAUCCAGAGUUUCAUUCACAUCCUAAAACCUCUCCAAAGAUUCAUAUUCAAAUUAGAGGACUCAUCACUCCUUGGCCAUGGCUACGGCUGAGCCAGCCCCUGCCUGGUGGAAGUUGACAUUCCUCCGCAAGAAGAAAUCCGAGGCCAAGGAGUUGUAUGAGGUACCUGCGGAGUACAGUAACAAUGCUGAGACGGCACCUGGGACGAGCAGUACGACCGGGAUGCCCGAUGACAGCCAGUUCAAUGCUCGCCUUGAACGCAUUGUGGACAAAACAGCCACAAAAGGACGCCACGUUAAAGUCUCCCACUCAGGCCGCUUCAAGGAGAAAAAACGCAUCAGGUCAACACUUGCUGAAAACCCGGAAUUGUUCCCCAACCAAGACACUUGCAAUGGGAAUCAGAGCACUGGGAAUUGAAGGCUGGGACAUCAGUUUGUGCAACUUGAUGUGCAAAUAAAUUAAGUUUUUGAAAGUUUUAAAAAGGCAUCAACUAAAUCAAGCAAAAAAAAACGUUACUGUGUUUUAGUAGGGUUCUGUUUAAGUAAUCUUGAUUGUAUUUGCCCAGAGUGGAUAUAAUGUGGUUUCUCGGUAUAGUCCAAUAAACCUGGUACAGGAUUUUUUUUUUUUUUAAUCAGUACAACAUCUAAAAACAUGUCUGACGGUGGUAAGAUCCUCAUAGCUCUAUCCGGUUGUAUUUAUACCUUCAACUGUUCCACCAAAAGAAAGCUGGCUAUUUUCUGACAAAAUUGUUUAUAGAGUAUGUCCUGUGUCAUGUGCAUUGACACAGGACAUUUUAUUGUUGAACACAUUAUGUUUGAAUUUUGUAGUCUUACUGAUUGUUGGGUGGUUGCUGUUUGUUUUUUUUAGUGGUGUUGAAAUUCAGGCAGUACUAGCCAGCAGUUGGAAAUAAAUUGCUAUGAGUUUACUGAACAAGAAAUAAUACUUCAGUUAAUUCUCACAUUUCUGACUGAAUUUUUGUCAUUUGGUCAUUAAUACUACAGAGUGGAGUAUUUGCAAUUUAAUCAGUGCACACAAGCAUGCAAAGAGAAAUAAGCAGUCUGCACUGUGUAAUUAUUUCCAUCCACAUUCAUCUGUUUCAGAUAUCCUAUAAUGUGUGUUUUCCUUGUUUUUUUUUAAUUAUUAUUAUUUGAAUAUUUUUAAACAUUUUUUAAAAGUCCAGGUGUAAUAACCUCAGUGCCUUAUGAUCAGAGUUACAGUUUCUUCUUCUAAAUCACCCGUCACUUUACUGAAUAUCUCUCUGUGUUUUAAACUGUAUUUGUUUACUCAACUAUCCUAUAGAAAUUAUAUUGAAUUCCUUGUAUGCUUUGAUUAUACUGUAAAAAUGUUUUACAGAAAAGUAAACUUUUAUUGAUUUGCAUAUAAUACUAUUCAAAGAAAAAUGUUUUGAUAUAAUAUUUAAUAAAAAAACAAAACAUUUUCCUAUA
This is a messenger RNA of Tachysurus fulvidraco (yellow catfish), 2059 nucleotides long. RefSeq names its product proline rich 15 like a (gene prr15la). The transcript has 2 exons. The record is from RefSeq and is a predicted model, not a curated record. The coding region runs from base 693 to 1031 and encodes 112 amino acids. Lineage: Eukaryota; Metazoa; Chordata; Actinopteri; Siluriformes; Bagridae.